CAAACCUUUGUUAACAAAAACAAAAUGGCGACUGAUGCUCACAAGUGUUUGCCGGCGUUCGAGAAUGAUGCGGCGGUGAUUCAGUUCAUUGAGGAUGUGACGGCCAACGCCGACGCGGUUCAGACGAACGUGUUGGCGGAGAUACUUCGGCGGAACGCCGAAACGGAGUAUCUCCAGCUGUACAAUCUCGCCGGAGCUACGGAUCGUGAAACUUUCAAAUCCAAAAUACCGGUUGUUACUUACGAAGAUCUUGAGCCUUUUAUUCAACGCAUCGCUAAUGGCGAUCGUUCUCCAAUUCUUUCAGCUCACCCCAUUUCCGAAUUCCUCACAAGUUCUGGGACUUCUGCUGGUGAAAGAAAACUCAUGCCGGCGAUUAAUGAAGAUUUGGAUCGACGUCAACUGCUUUACAGUCUUCUGAUGCCGGUAAUGAACAUCUACAUGCCGGGUCUGGAUAAGGGAAAAGGCUUGUAUUUUCUGUUCGUUAAAUCCGAAACAAAAACUCCGGGUGGGCUGUUGGCCCGACCCGUUCUCACAAGCUACUACAAGAGUGACCGCUUCAAGGCCCGACCAUACGACCCGUAUAACGUCUACACAAGCCCGAAUGAGGCCAUUCUCUGUCCGGACUCAUUCCAGAGCAUGUACGCUCAGAUGCUUUGUGGAUUGUAUGAUCGGGAGCAAGUACUCCGUAUCGGAGCCAUCUUUGCUUCUGGUCUUCUUCGAGCCAUUCGGUUCCUUCAUCUUUAUUGGAAGGAACUUUGUCAGGAUAUCCGCACAGGUACCCUUGAUAAGAGGGUAUCUGAUCCGGAUAUCCAGCAUUGCAUGGUCCGGAUACUGAGGCCGGACCACGCUCUUGCAAACGUAAUAGAAUCUGAAUGCUCAAAGGAGAACUGGGAAGGGAUCAUCACCCGAAUUUGGCCUAAUGCCAAGUAUCUUGAAGUAAUCGUAACGGGUGCAAUGGCCCAAUAUAUUCCCACCCUUGAUUAUUAUAGCGGUGGGUUACCGAAAGUGUGCACCAUGUAUGCGUCGUCCGAGUGUUAUUUUGGUAUCAACCUGAACCCGUUGUGCGAACCGUCUGAAGUUUCGUACACCAUAAUGCCAAAUAUGGCAUACUUCGAGUUCCUUCCUUGUGAUCCACAUUCAGGGUCGACCAGUAAUAAUGUUUCUCUGGUCGACCUUGUGAAUGUGGAAAUAGGGAAGGAGUAUGAGCUUGUGAUCACCACCUACGCGUUAUACAGAUACCGCGUAGGUGACAUUCUUCGUGUCACAGGGUUCCACAACUCCGCCCCAAAGUUUCACUUCGUGAGGCGGAAAGGCGUGUUGCUGAGCAUCGAUUCAGACAAAACAACUGAACCCGAACUCCAAUCUGCCAUCGACAAUGCAUCCAAACUGUUGAACCGGUUCGACACAAAUGUGGUUGAGUACACAAGCUAUGCGGAUACCCGAAGCAUACCCGGGCAUUACGUUAUAUUCUGGGAAUUGUUAGUGAAGGAUCCAACAAACUAUCCAACAGAUGAGGUGCUUGAGCAGUGUUGUUUGGUGAUGGAGGAAUCUCUGAACUCAGUGUACCGACAGGGUCGGGUCGAGUGCAAAUCGAUCGGGCCAUUGGAGCUCCGGGUGGUGAAAAAUGGUACAUUUGAAUGUUUGAUGGAUCAUGCAUUGUCAAGAGGGGCAUCAAUUAACCAGUAUAAAGUGCCAAGGUGCGUUAGCUAUACUCCGAUAAUGGAGUUGCUGGACUCAAGGGUGGUGGCGUCGUAUUUCAGCCGGAGUUUGCCGCAAUGGGACCAGAAAGCCACCGGUGAAGUGGUGGUUUGACCAUCAAAGUUAAACAUAAAUAAAUAAGAAAAGAUUAUGUGUAUGGCGUGUGUUUGACUUAUAAGUGCCUAAACUACAACAUGCAUGUGUGUAUGUAUACAUGCAAAAGUAAAAUAUGUUGAAAG
This is a messenger RNA of Helianthus annuus (common sunflower), 1937 nucleotides long. Its product is annotated as probable indole-3-acetic acid-amido synthetase GH3.1. The record is from RefSeq and is a predicted model, not a curated record. The transcript is spliced from 2 exons. Gene Ontology annotation, molecular function: acid-amino acid ligase activity. Gene Ontology annotation, cellular component: cytoplasm. Bases 25 to 1812 code for a protein of 595 amino acids. Lineage: Eukaryota; Viridiplantae; Streptophyta; Magnoliopsida; Asterales; Asteraceae.